Molecule: messenger RNA, 1821 nt
Organism: Closterium sp. Yama58-4
Lineage: Eukaryota; Viridiplantae; Streptophyta; Zygnematophyceae; Desmidiales; Closteriaceae
Source: the annotation of a GenBank genome assembly
AUGGCGCUCCCCGCAACCACUCCUUCCGCCCACUCCUCCGCGUUCGGCUCGCCCGCCACGGCAUCCGCCUCGCGGCCUUCGCGGCGGGUCAAGCGGGGGGAGUUCGGGCGACGCCUUGUGGUGAUCGGCGUGGGCGCAUUCCUGCUGCUGUGGCUCGCCACGUGGCUUGCCGACGACUGGGACGCCGGCUUCGGAGAUCCUGGCCACGUGGCGCCUCAGAACGAUGACGGUGACGGGGACGGUGACGUGGCUGUCCCGGGCAGCAUUCCGCAAUCCCCGCCGCGAUUCAUUCUGUACCGGAUGAUCGGGAACGAUAUCCCGCCGCUACAGUGCGACGGGCAGCUGUACGAGAACACGCUGUACGCGUUACAGCACGAGCCGCGGCGGCUGGCGGGGUGCCGGCGCGUGUGGGUGGUGAACAACGUGGUGAACGAAACUUCGGAGCAACUGGUGGUGCGCGCGCUCAAGGCGCACGGGUAUGGCGACGAGUGUGCAUCUGUGUACCGAUGCACCCAUGCACGCACCCACUGCGGCCACUCAACCCAGCAACAUUGGAUGAUGGCACAUGACGUGUGUAUCAUCAUCGACCCAGCACACUACUGCGUGGCACGGCGCUGGCCAUGGCGCCUAGUCAACGCAGCUCUCAUUGCAUCUCCUCUGCUCGGCGCAUUCCUGUCCUCACCUCAGCUUCCUCCUUCCCAUCCACCCACCCACCACCUCCCCUUUUCUCUCCCCCUUCUAUUUCUCCCCCCCACCUCUCCUCUCCCCCAAUUCCCAUUCCUACCUGUUCUUCCUGCCCUCUUUCUUCCUCUCGCCACAGUUUGGCCCUUCUCCUCACCAAUCCAUACCUCUCACCGUCCCCACUGGCCAAUCAAUCCCGUGCCAUGUCCCGUGCACCACGCGCUGUGUGCCGUCCAUCAGGACAUCAUAGUGCGACGAAUCAACUACAGCCACGUGGCCCAGCUUCCCGAGGACCAAUGGGGUGCAGCCGUGUCAGGCGCGCAACACAAUGCUGGAGCACGGGAGGGCGGCGGGGGCGAGUCCCAUGUUCCCUUCCCUCUCUUCCCAACCCGUCUCCCGUCUACCCUCUGUGCAGCGCAGAAUGAGGCGCGCAACGCGAUGCUGGAGCACGGGCAGGCAUCUGGAGCGAGGUGGAUCCUGCCGUGGGACGGCAACCAGUUCGUCACGCGCGAGGCAUGGCACCGCAUCGUCGCCGCAGCUGACCGCUACGAGGCCCAGGGCCUCACUGUCUUCAAGGUGGCGAUGGUGAAGGUGCAGAGCCUGCAGCACCCAGCAUGGCUGAACGCCUCGUCGCUCUUCCGCAACAUCCGCCCGCACGCCCCCGGGCAGUGGGAGAGCCAAGUGGCCUUCCGCAACGACUCCCCCCACCGCUUCAAACAAGGGGUGGCGUACGGCGAUGCCAACAAGCUAGAGGCGCUCAUCCGAGUGUGUGGCUCAGGGUGCUUCUGGAUGUGGCCCGAGCUCCUUAAAGCCCUGCACCUGCUGCAGCGGCCCCCUACCUGGGCUCCGUGCCGCGAGUUUUUUGCUGACACAGGGGAGUGUGGCUGCCAGGCUGCCAUCGGCAGGGACUACCACGAGAGGAGAGUGUCUGUGCGCACGGCGCUGCAGUGCGGGUACUCCGUGCGCCUCUGGUACCAUCCCUGCCCUGGGAUUGAUAUCAAGAAGGCGUUUCGCAGCACAGCGUACAGGACAGAGUUGAGAGCGCGAGGGAGGGAGAUGUUUCAGGAGCAGAUUCGAGCGGCUAUGGCGAGGCAUGGGGUGCUGCCGGUGAUGGGAAAGGCGGACGGUGGGGAAUUAUGA